AUGGAGAAACAAACCGAGGCGCCGACACCGGACCUGGAGGCUAGCCCCUCUCCAGAGAUGCGCAAAACGUCAACAAUCACACGGCGAUGGAAGCAAGAGUUGAACCCCAGCCAUGCUGACCUCGUUUGUUUGCUCCUCUGUUUCUUGACUGGCUUGUGCGACAGUAGCGCGUACAAUGCGUGGUCCUGCUUCCUGGGCAUGCAGACGGGUAACACCAUUUUCCUUGGCCUCGGCGCAUCCAACCAGCCAACCAGCAAGCCAUGGGGUUGGCUCAAGUCCCUUGUCUCAAUCACCGCCUUCUUCACCGGCGCAAUGAUCUUCUCCAUCUCCAUGCGCACGGUCGGCUCCCUCCGCCGCGGCACCCUUUUCGUGUCCUUCCUCGUACAAACUGCCCUGAUCAUCAUUGCCGUCGCUCUCAUCCAAGCUGAUCUCAUCCCACACUCCUCGAACGAUUCAACCCUGGAUGGUGGACCCCUGUUCCUGGAGCUCAUCCCCAUUGGACUGCUGGCUUUCCAGUCCGCUGGCGGUAUGACUUGCAGUCGCGCGUUGGGAUACAAUGAGAUCCCGACAGUGGUCCUUACUAGUGUCUACUUCGAUAUCGCGUCUGACGUGAAGAUUCUCCAGAAGCCGACCGAGAAUGUCAAGCGCAAUCGCCGUAUCGGGGGUGUGGUGUUCUUGCUUAUUGGUGCCAUCAUUGGUGGCUGGUUGAGUCGCAGCAGCGGUGGUAUGGAGUCUGCGCUGUGGAUGGCGGCAGGAUUGAAGCUUGUUGCAGCCUUCGGUUGGUUGUUCUGGAAGGCUAAAUAA
Messenger RNA from Penicillium pulvis, 804 nucleotides. Its product is annotated as YoaK family protein. The record is from RefSeq and is a predicted model, not a curated record. NCBI's taxonomy places the organism in Eukaryota, Fungi, Ascomycota, Eurotiomycetes, Eurotiales, Aspergillaceae. The transcript is spliced from 2 exons. Bases 1 to 804 code for a protein of 267 amino acids.